Messenger RNA from Staurois parvus, 713 nucleotides. The record is from the annotation of a GenBank genome assembly. NCBI's taxonomy places the organism in Eukaryota, Metazoa, Chordata, Amphibia, Anura, Ranidae.
UUAGAGGAGGAAAACAAGAAAAAAAAAAUAUUCUGAACCAAUGGACUGCAGACAUAGUACAGGAAAUGAUCAGAGACUGCAGACACAGUACAGGAGAUGAUAAGAAAUUGCAGACACAGUACAGGAGAUGACCAGAGACUGCAGACACAGUACAGGAGAUGACCAGAGACUGCAGACACAGUACAGGAGAUGACCAGAGACUGCAGACACAGUACAGGAGAUGACCAGAGACUGCGGACACAGUACAGGAGAUGACCAGAGACUGCGGACACAGUACAGGGGAUGACCAAGACACUGCGGACACAGUACAGGGGAUGACCAAGACACUGCGGACACAGUACAGGGAUGACCAAGACACUGCGGACACAGUACGGGGGAUGACCAAGACACUGCGGGUACAGUACAGAGAUGACCAAGAGACUGUGGACAGUACAGGGGAUGACCAAGAGACUGCGGACAGUACAGGGGAUGACCAGGGAUUGCGGACAGUACAGGGGAUGACCAGAGACUUCGGACACAGUACAGGGGAUGACAAAGAUACUGCGGACAGUACAGGAGAUAACCAAGAGACUGCAGACAGUACAGGGGAUGACCAAGAGACUGCAGACAGUACAGGGGAUGACCAAGAGACUGCAGACAGUACAGGGGAUGACCAAGAGACUGCAGACAGUACAGGGGAUGACCAAGAGACUGCAGACAGUACUGGGCAUGAC